Messenger RNA from Aethina tumida (small hive beetle), 2742 nucleotides. RefSeq names its product hyccin (gene Hyccin). Lineage: Eukaryota; Metazoa; Arthropoda; Insecta; Coleoptera; Nitidulidae. Gene Ontology annotation, biological process: protein localization to plasma membrane; phosphatidylinositol phosphate biosynthetic process. The record is from RefSeq and is a predicted model, not a curated record. The transcript is spliced from 8 exons. The coding region runs from base 236 to 1504 and encodes 422 amino acids. Gene Ontology annotation, cellular component: plasma membrane.
UGGCAAUAUUUUAAUUUGACGUUUGCAUAUUUGUUUUGACACUUCAUGCAAUUAAUUUCGAUUAGCCUUUUAAAAAGUAAUGAUUUUGAGGCUUGAACAACGCACCACCUGUACAUAACAUCACAAUUCAUGGCAAUUCGAAUAUAAAUAGAUGUACUUGUAAAUAAUUUAUCAUAACCUCAAAAACUCUUCCACUUAAGAGUACUGUAUUUAAAUCGUAAAUUAGGAGACAAUAAUGGCAGACGUACUAGUUAGGGACUGGAUGGAGGAAUUCGACUCUCUUACUGAAAGCGAAAUUCCGACAUACUCAACUGAACAAGAGCACAACCACGAGGUCAUGAUUGCACUUUAUGAUGUACUUUCUGAUCCUUCCAAAUAUAAAACAGACCAUAUUAUUGAUGGAAUCUGCAGACAACUGUUGGACUUUUACAGAUGUGGGGAACCACAAUUAAAGAAGUUUGCAAUGCAAUACAUUCCUAGUCUUGUGUUUCUGCAUUUAACAGACCGCUCUUACUUAGCUGUACAAACACUGUUAGUUAGUUUAUACAAUUUAGAGGUCAUAGACUCCAAAGGUCAACCAAGGACCCUCUCAUUCAGGAUACCCUCAAUAGCUCAAUCAUCAAUUUUUCAUGACUCAAACAGUUUAGAGCCAGCAUUCAUAGCUGAGAGCUCACUGAGAAGGUGGGAGGAGUGCAACAGUAAACUAGUGAGUUGGGGACCUUUGCCCCAGGUUGAAUGUCUGAAUGCCCAGAACAGACAGAGGGUGAUCACUGCUCUUGUCUUUCUCUACAAUCAACAGCUGGCUAAUGUUAUCAAUCAGGGUAUUGAGCACACUUGUAAAGGAAUUUCAAGAUUAGUAACACAAGGCUUUAGGUAUUCUGACAGCGCGAGAUCUUCGGUGGCGAGUGACUCUAGCAUCCAACAAAGUAUUCAACCUAGAAUUCCCGUUUCCAACAGUCUCUUAAUUGAACUGUUGCAUAUUGUAUACCAUUCGGCCGAGCGAGGGGCCGGCGGUGCGGUUCAAGCUUUGCACGAUAUCACACAAAGGGCCAAAUAUGAAACUUACGCUGACGUUUUGUUGGCGGCGAACGCUAUUCAGAGUUUAUUACUGCACUCGACUUCGUUCUCGGUCACGCCGAGACCGCACACUCACAGUGUCAGCAAAUCGAUGAUCACGAACGCAUCGUUCAGGACCAAAAAGUUACCAGAUGACAUUCCCAUCCAGGACGAGCAGCAGGCCGACGCCCCGCUGGAUUCGAUCACGGAGGAGCACGAAGAAACGAACACGGGUCCCGCCGAGAAAAAACAGCAACGCGGAAGCGUCAGCGCACUAAAACAUUUGCCAAAGUUGCCGGGCUUGAGCAAGAAGCACAAGCCUCAGAAGAACAUCGACCAGCAGCAGUUGGAGAUGCUGAUGGCUGGUGGCGAUCAAUCGGACACGCCGACUCAGGACGCGAACCACACUGUUCACGUUUAUACAAGGUUUUUACAAUGGUUAUAUUAGUGCUGAUGCAAAAUGAAUAAGAAAAAUGAUGAUUUGAAACUUGGUAAAGUGUUACAACAGCAGAAACAAUCGAUUUUACAAGAACUUUUAUUUUAAUUAUUGUUAAGAGUCAAAACAAUUCAAAUGUGGAAAUAAAAUAUAAUAAUAGGCCGAUUUUUCUCAGAUUAUUAAUUUUAUUUCCUAAUAUGAAUAAUUACUACUAGUGCUUUUAUCAAUAAUUAUUUGUUUUCAUUAUGAAUCUUUUUUUAACUAACUGCCACAUUUGUAUGAUAUAAAUGUUCCUCUGGUUUAUUUUUGUGCUUUUAUUUAAUCUGUACAGAUUGUGAAAACCUGCUCACUUUGUUAAUAUUUGAACCACUUGUAUAUAAUAUUUAAUAUUUAUUUUGUUAUAGUUGUAUAUAAAAAUCUGUUUGUAAAUUAUUUUAAUUGAAUUUAUUAACAAAGUGACUGGUUUUAAACAAGCAAUACAAUUUCUGCAUGUAUAAAUAAUCAAUUAAUAUACAUAUAAAUAACGUAAUACUUUUGUGAUAAAAAUGUAAAUUGUCCUAAUGUAUAUUUAUGUUUAAGUUUUAAAAAUGCCUUUACAAGUUGAGUUAAGUACUUAUAGUCAAUUAAUAUUAGUAAUUACCCCAAAAGGCCUCGAUUUUUCUAAUAAAUUCAAAUAAUAUUGUUCUCAGGUUACUAGCAUUUCAAUUUUAUUUGAAUACUAGGAAUUUAUUAAAUUGUAAUUUUUCAGUAUUAGAAUUAUUUUUGUUCUGUUUAUUUUUUUUUUAAUUAAUAGAAUUUCAAUAUUCUAAAUCAAAUACUUGCAAUUCCUGUUUUUUUAAUUAAUUGUGUAAUGUAAAAAUAGAUGUGAUAAGUUAAUGGCAAUAAUAUUUGGGGAUAUGAAAUUUGCGUUCGAUUUAAAUAGCUUUAUUAAAACUGUACAGACCAUACUGUAUCAUUAAUUCAGGUUGUAGUUUCAGUCAUACAUUACCUAAUAACUAAUAUAUUGUAAUAAAAAACCAAAACAAUAAAUAUUAAACAUGCUCUAGUUGUAAAUUGAAUAUUUUUAAAUGUGUGUAUUCAUUAUUGAAAAACAUAUUAUAUACAUAUAAAGGAUAUAUUAUAUAUAUUGUAAUUUUACCAAUGUGAAUAAUCUACUUUUAGAUGUUGUAUUGUUAAGAAUUGUCGGUGUUAGCCAAAAUAACUAUGGGCGAGAUCUGUUGUAUCGUUGAAUAAAACACCCCUUAAACGAG